UCACACCCCCACUCUCACCCUCCCUCACACACCCACUCUCACCCUCCCCCACUCUCACCCUCCCUCACACCCCCACUCUCACCCUCCCUCACACCCCCACUCUCACCCUCCCUCACACCCCCACUCUCACCCUCCCUCACACCCCCACUCUCACCCUCCCUCACACCCCCACUCUCACCCUCCCUCACACCCCCACUCUCACCCUCCCUCACACCCCCACUCUCACCCUCCCUCACACCCCCACUCUCACCCUCCCUCACACCCCCACUCUCACCCUCCCUCACACCCCCACUCUCACCCUCCCUCACACCCCCACUCUCACCCUCCCUCACACCCCCACUCUCACCCUCUAUCACCCCCACUGUCACCCUCCAUCACACCCCCACUGUCACCCUCCAUCACACCCCCACUGUCACC
Molecule: messenger RNA, 417 nt
Organism: Corticium candelabrum
Lineage: Eukaryota; Metazoa; Porifera; Homoscleromorpha; Homosclerophorida; Plakinidae
Exons: 1
Source: RefSeq, a predicted model, not a curated record